UUGACAAACAUUAGAAACUGGGCAGUAAGUUCAAGGUUGACAUAGAUCAAAUUUGUAAAAUAAGCUUAAUAGUUUUGUUAAUUUUAUAAAAUUGUAGUCACGAUUUUGUAAGAUAGCUCGUAAAUAAGAAGUGUGGUUAAAGUUUUAUGAAAAUGACAUCAUCUCAAACUGGAGCGAGGAGUAUUGUCCUUCCAGAACAGAACAGUGUCUUCAGAAACUUGAAGAAUGUUAAACGAUUUGCCAUUGAUAUUGGUGGAUCUCUAACAAAAAUAGCAUAUUACUCAACUGUUUCUUAUAAAAGAGCUUCAUAUGAUUUUCAUGAAGAAACGAAAGAAGGUAAAAAUGAUGGGGUAAAAUAUGAAAUGGCAGAGACUGACGUGGAAGGUGCAAGAUUGCAUUUUGUCAAAUUUGAAACUAAGCACAUUGAGACUUGUUUGAGCUUUAUACAACAGAAUCUUGUGGGUUCUCGAGACUUUAUGCAAGGCAAAACUAUCAAAGCUACUGGAGGAGGAGCAUACAAGUAUACCGAUUUGUUAACCUCAACGUUAGGACUGACGGUAGAUAAGGAAGAUGAAAUGGAAUGUCUUAUUAAAGGUUGUAAUUUUUUGUUGAAAAAUAUACCAGAUGAAGUAUUUCAGUACCGUCGCCAUGGUAAUCCAGAAUACAAAUUCUCUAGUUUGGAUCCAAAUGUAUUUCCAUACCUUCUUUGUAAUAUUGGUUCAGGAGUUAGCGUAAUGAAGGUGGAAUCUGAAUCCAGCUAUGAACGUAUUGGGGGAUCAGCUAUGGGAGGAGGAACUUUUUGGGGUUUAGGCUCUCUUUUGACAAAUGCUGAAGGUUUUGAUGAGCUUUUAGAACUGGCAGAAAAGGGAGAUCACCGAAACAUCGAUAUGCUUGUGAAGGACAUCUAUGGAGGAGAUUACUGUGGAAUGGGCUUACCCAGUGAUUUGCUAGCUUGCAGUUUUGGAAAAGCUAUUCAUUCAAUAAGAGACACCAAUUUUAAUCGGGGACAUUUUGAGGAUGGUGAUAUUGCUCGUAGUUUGUUGUUUAUGAUCAGCAAUGAUAUAGGACAGAUAGCUUGCUUGUAUGCCAUGAUGCAUGGCCUAACCAGAGUGUACUUUGGUGGCUACUUCUUACGUGGGCUACCCCUCAGCAUGCAUACCAUCUCAUUUGCCAUUAACUAUUGGAGUAAGGGAAAAGUGCAAGCCUUAUUUCUUCGACAUGAAGGUUAUCUGGGAGCUAUUGGAGCUUUUUUGAAAGGAGCAGAAGAAGAUGACACAGAAAAGUACUCUUGGGGUGAGAAUUAUGCAGGAAGUUCGGGUUUAAGAAGUCCAAUACCUGCUCAGCUGUCUUCUCAAAACAAUGCGAUGUUUCAUCAGCUUGAAAUGGACAGAUUUGAUUGGCAAUUGGUGCAUUGUCCCCUUUUACAAGAUCCUAGUAACUACUUCCCUGAUACUGUAGACUUAACUCAAGAUACUGAAGCUAGAAAAUACUGGCUACAGUGCUUUGAAGAUGCAAUAGACAAGUUUGUGGAUAGAGCUAUCAAGAGUCAACCACACCAUGUUGAUGCUCAGGAACGUGCAGAAAAGUUUUGCAAAAAGUAUGUGAGUCGUCUUCAUCACCUGAGGUGCCACCCUUUUGCUUAUGGCUCUCUGACAGUGCGUAGUUUGCUUGAUAUGAGAGAACACUGCUUAAAUGAAUUUAACUUUCCAGACCCAUAUUUACAGCAAAAGAGAAUGGAGAAUGAACAAGCAUUAAAGGUACUUAGCCAAAAGUUAAAAGAACUAGAUGAAAUGACAUGGGAGAAGCGCCAAGAAGCGCUGGUGGUGGGACUUCUAGCAGGAAAUGUUUUUGACUGGGGAGCAAAAGAAGUAGCUACCUUAUUGGAAACGAGUGAUUUUGGUUUUGAAGAAGCACUUGGAAAACUACAAGCUAGACCAUGGCUUUGUGACAACUUAGACCAAUGGAUUGAAAGGCUUAGGAACCAUUCACAUAAAUGUGCUGCCAUCUUUGUGGAUAACAGUGGAAUGGAUGUUGUUUUGGGUGUAAUGCCAUUUGCACGGGAGCUGAUUAGAAGAGGUACUAAGGUUAUUCUUUGUGCCAAUUCCAAACCAGCUCUGAAUGAUGUAACAGUUCAAGAACUGAAUGUUCUAAUGCCGAGGAUUGGUGCUGUAUGUGACGAUAUCCAGCAAGCUUUUACUGAGGGUUCACUUGUGGUGGUUGAUUCAGGUCAAGGAUCACCAUGUUUAGACUUAAGUCGUCUGAACGUGAAGGUAGCUGAAGAGAUGCACCAUCUUGGGACAGAUUUGAUUUUGUUGGAAGGCAUGGGUCGUGCAAUUCACACUAAUCUGAACACUAUGUUUACAUGUGAAGUUAUCAAAGCAGCUGUCUUAAAAAACCGGUGGUUAGCCAACAGACUUGGUGGAGUCAUGUAUUCUGUUAUAUUCAAGUAUGAAAGACCAUCUUAGCAAUUAGUUACCUUGUAUUUAACCUGAUCUCUAGAACUGAUGGUUAACCAACAAAAUUGUUGGAGACCUUACUGUUUCAUGUUCAAAUGAACAUCUUGCUGAAGUGUCAUUACCUGAUGGUUAACUGAACCAUGGAUCUGGUGUUUAGAGACAGAGUCUCAGACAUUAAAUGUUUUACAGGAAAAUCCAUCCAAGCGAUCAAUUACCUUGUGGUUAACCUGAGAUCUAGAACUGGUGGUUAGGUAGCAGACUUGUUGAAGAUUUUAUUAUGUUUAAGUAUGAAACACCUUUGAAUCAAUUAACUUUCACAUUAUUAGCAUUAGAACUGAUGAUUACUUAGCAGGUGUGAUGGAAACAUUUACUUUUUUUCUAUGAAAACACAUCAUUAUUGUUAGUUAGCUGGUGGGUAACAUGGGCUUUAGAACUAAUUUUUUCCUGAUAGGUUCAGUGGAGAAAGGUUAUGUUAGCCAAUAAAAAGAAAGUCCUAGUGAUUGAUUACCUGAUGGUUAACCUAAAAUCUAGAACUAGUAAUUUGCUAAACAGACUCAGAAGAAAUGCAUUAGAAGACCUUCUUAGUUACUUACUUCAUUAUUAGCUUAAAAUUUUAGGAUUGAUAGUUAGCUACUAGUGCAGUAGAAAAAAAGAAAAACUAUAUGAAAUUAAAAUGAUAAAAAGCAAUCCAAGGAAAUAUUUAACUUUGGUUUAUAUAAACUUUUCUUUUCAGACAUAUAAACUAUAAAUCACCAUAAUAAUUAAACUUCUUUUAUUGUGCUUGAGAUUCAAAAAGGACCUGAUGGAGGUUUGAGUAAGGUAAAUAAGGCAAAACAGACACACUGCUUCGUUUUCUCUCAGUUAAAACUGUUAUUAUUGAUUAUUUGUUAUGUAAAAACUGUGUGUUGGUGAAUUUCUUUGAAUGAAAUGCAAGAUAACUGGCUACUGAUAAAAAAAAAAGUUUAAAGAAUCCAUUCAACUUUUAUAAAUCAUUUGCAAAGGUCUUUGUUCCAGUUCAGUUUUAAAAAUCUUAUAUGUUAAUAUAUAAACACAAAGGUUUUGAAUGUUGUGGUAGGAAAGUUCUGUGGCAUUAUUCAAAAUAAUUUUAAUGUGAAUGCAGUAGAUUUAUCUAGAUAGUUUUGUCUUUUCUCUGAACUAAGUUUUUUACGCUCAUUAUUAACAAAAUAUAAUAUUCUAGAUGUCAGCUUUCUGUUGCAAUUUAAUUAUGAAAUGUUGAUGUAAUUUUAUAUUUUGCUGUUACUUAUUAGUAGGGUUAUAUUGAUUGAAUUACAAAGAAAAUGUAGAAACAAGUUUAUGAAGUAGUUAAGAUUAGGAGUUUGGUUAAUGUGAAUUUGUACUUAAUUUUUGUUAAAACAAGCAUUAUAAUUUGCUUGUAAUUGAUAAUGCAUGUGUAUCGGUUAUGUUCUUGCCUUGUUGUUAUAAUAGAUGAUAUAUUGUAAUAUCUGAAAUAUUGUAAAGUUUGAAACAUGAAAAAUUGACAUUAGGGUAAAUCUUGUUGAGUAGGAGCAGUAAUAUUUUGAUUUUUGAUCAUCAAUUUCAAUUUAAGUAUAACAGUAACACAUGCUUAGUUUGCAGUACAUCUUUCAUAUAAACUAGACUUGGUAUAAUUCUAACCAUUAUAGCAAACAAUAGGAAACAUACUUACUGUAUUUUUCGGAAUAUAAGACGCACCCUUAUUUUCAAGACAAAGUUUUUUGGGAAAAAAACGCUACAGUCA
Limulus polyphemus (Atlantic horseshoe crab) is the source of this 4194-nucleotide messenger RNA. RefSeq names its product pantothenate kinase 4-like. The coding region runs from base 147 to 2465 and encodes 772 amino acids. Gene Ontology annotation, molecular function: pantothenate kinase activity; ATP binding. Gene Ontology annotation, biological process: coenzyme A biosynthetic process. NCBI's taxonomy places the organism in Eukaryota, Metazoa, Arthropoda, Merostomata, Xiphosura, Limulidae. The record is from RefSeq and is a predicted model, not a curated record. The transcript is spliced from 17 exons. Gene Ontology annotation, cellular component: nucleus; cytosol.